UUUCGCCCGGGUUCUUCAGAACCUCAGAGACAUCGAUCGUCUUGAGAGAGAGAGAGAGAGAGAGGGAGGCAAAGAUCUUUCAUCUCCCGCGUUCGUCGUCUUGGUUUGAAGUUGAGAGAAGAAGAAGAAGAAGAUGGGAGAACGGAAGGUGUUGAACAAGUAUUACCCGCCGGAUUUCGAUCCUUCGAAGCUGCCUAGGGCUCGGAGGCCCAAAAAUCAGCAGAUCAAGGUUCGGAUGAUGCUUCCGAUGAGCAUCCGAUGCAACACCUGCGGGAAUUACAUUUACAAGGGGACCAAGUUCAAUUCCCGGAAGGAGGACGUGAUCGGCGAGACGUAUUUGGGGAUCCAGAUAUUCAGGUUUUACUUCAAGUGCACCAAGUGCUCUGCUGAGCUCGCGAUGAAGACCGAUCCGCAGAAUUCGGAUUACGUCGUGGAGUCAGGGGCGACGAGGAAUUUUGAGCCCUGGCGUGAGCAGGAUGAGGUGGUGGAGAAUGAGAAAAGAAAGCGGGAGGCUGAAGAGAUGGGCGAUGCCAUGAAGUCCCUGGAGAAUAGGACAUUGGAUUCUAAGAGAGAGAUGGAUAUUCUUGCUGCGCUCGAUGAGAUGAAAUCCAUGAGGUCUCGACAUGCGACCGUGAGCGUAGAUGCAAUGCUAGAGGCGUUACAACGGACGUCUGCUGCAAAGGAAAAGAAAUUGGAGGAAGAAGAUGAAGCGCUUAUUAAAUCCAUAGUAUUCCAUACAUCCAAAGAUUUUGUCCGUAGGAUCGAAGUUGAAGAUUCUGAGGAUGAGGAAGAUCUAUCUCCACCUUCUGCUGGUGAUGACGAAUCAGUGAACAGAACUCUCAAGAAGGAAAAAUUGUCUGAGGACUUUCUGGACAAGCCAACAGAUUCCUUGACAGAAGCUACUUCCAGCGACAUCUCAAAUGACAGAGGAGAUUUUGUUGGGUCGAGAGAGCGAACAGAGAGAAAAUCGUUGUUCAACUCUUCCUCUGUGCGAAUAGCUGUUGUAAAGAAAGCUGCUCCAACUUCCAGCAUCAGUGCUUCAGGAAAAAUUGAUGAGACUAAGAAAGAAGCGGAUAAGAGCGUUGGCCUGAGCAUUGGGCUACAAUCAUUGUGCCAAAGCUAUGGAAGUAGCGACGAGGACGAUUGAAUUAUGAGAUUAGGUGCAAAUGGUAUAAUGUAUUUUCUCUCUGUAUUAGUAGAAAGCUUUUUGGGCUCGCUGGGAAUUUUCUGAUUGAAGGGAUUGUGAAAAAAUGUAGUCUCUCUAUGCAUGACAAUGAUUUUCCCACUAAAUUUUUCUCUGGGUGCAUACUUGCCUUACAGUUUUGCAAUCUACAUUGGGAUUUUUUCUUCUGA
This is a messenger RNA of Rhodamnia argentea, 1353 nucleotides long. Its product is annotated as splicing factor YJU2. The transcript is spliced from 8 exons. NCBI's taxonomy places the organism in Eukaryota, Viridiplantae, Streptophyta, Magnoliopsida, Myrtales, Myrtaceae. Gene Ontology annotation, biological process: mRNA splicing, via spliceosome. The coding region runs from base 134 to 1147 and encodes 337 amino acids. The record is from RefSeq and is a predicted model, not a curated record. Gene Ontology annotation, cellular component: U2-type catalytic step 1 spliceosome.